Bactrocera tryoni is the source of this 2058-nucleotide messenger RNA. RefSeq names its product galactose mutarotase-like. Gene Ontology annotation, molecular function: carbohydrate binding; aldose 1-epimerase activity. NCBI's taxonomy places the organism in Eukaryota, Metazoa, Arthropoda, Insecta, Diptera, Tephritidae. The record is from RefSeq and is a predicted model, not a curated record. Bases 178 to 1926 code for a protein of 582 amino acids. The transcript has 7 exons. Gene Ontology annotation, biological process: glucose metabolic process; beta-D-galactose catabolic process via UDP-galactose, Leloir pathway.
CGCUAUUUGUUGUGUGCGUCCAUUCGCGUCGCUGUGCUUUCGGCUUGGGUACUGUUAGCCGGCAAAAUUUAUAAUUUUAUUUAAUUAAACUUUCGAAGUGCUCACCGCAGCGUUUAAUUAUUAUAAUUAAAUAGAAAAACAAUUUACAAAUAAGAAAAUUCCCAGCAAACAGCAAAAAUGAUUCACGUUUCGCAGGAUAUGAUUAGCAGUGUGACGGACCCAAUUACGGGUGAGCUCGCCCAUAUACACCGUUUUACUUUGGUGAACGAUGUCACGAAUACGUAUGUGCAGGUCAUAUCUUAUGGUGCCGCCAUCUUUUCUCUCCGAAUUCCAGAUGAAUCCGGUAAAUUGCAAGACGUUGUUCUGGGCUUCGAUUUAAUACAAGAUUACGAAGAUGAAAGUAAUCCGUACUUUGGUGCCACCAUCGGACGUGUUUGUAAUCGCAUUGCAAAUGGCCAAUUCAUGAUUUACGACAAAGAAAUUCAAGUUAGUCAAAAUCACGGUGACCAUCACUUGCAUGGUGGCUCUAUUGGUUUUGAUAAAGUGGCAUGGAAUCUGAAGGAAGUUCAUGAAAAUGGUGUCACUUUCUGUCAUCGUUCACCAGACGGUCAUGAGGGUUACCCUGGUGAACUAUUUGCCACUGUACGUUAUACACUGCACGAUGAUAAUACUUUGCGUAUUCAUAUGACUGCAAAAACAACAGUAACAACCGUGGUGAAUAUGACAAAUCAUUCGUACUUCAAUUUGGCUGGACAUGAUGCCGGCAGGGAGGCUCUUUACCAGCACACUGUAUCGAUAUACGGGCGUGAUAUAACGCAAACAGAUAACUAUUGUAUUCCAACCGGCAUAUAUCUGCCUGUCGUUCACACUGCCUACGACUUUCGGUGCGGCGAAAAUCUGGGUCGACAUAUACGCCAAAUUGAGGAUAGAAAAUUGGGUUUCGAUGACAACUACUGUGUGACACGGGACGGAGUGAGUGAGAAUGGGAUCGCUAGAGUGGCAAAGGUUGUCCACCAGCCGACUGGUCGUUGGAUGGAGGUCUAUAGCAACCAACCAGGCGUGCAAUUCUACACCGGCAACUUUCUGCCAGAUGAGCGAAAGGGCGAGAAACUCCUAAAGGGCAGAGAUAAAGCCACCUACCAAAAGCACGGCGCAUUCUGUCUGGAGACACAAAAGUAUCCCGACGCACCCAAUCAUAAACACUUCCCAUCCAUUAUACUAAGACCCGGCGAAUUGUAUGAGCAUGUGGUGCACUAUAAAUUCGGCACGCUCCGGAGUAAGGCGCCAUUAACUAGGCUCAGCGAAUUGGAUGAUAUUGAAUAUAUUGAUAUGAGCGGUGCCGAUAAUUUAGAAGAUGAUGUUUAUGCAGAUAUUUCUGCAGAGGUCACAAGCGCAUCUAAAUCAGAUAUGCCUGACGAAGGGAGUAGAGGAACUUCGCUAGAAGGGAGUAAAACAAAUCUUCGCGAAGAUGAUAAACCGCAAAGUUCUGGCGCCAGUAAAGAGGCUAGUGAAGUGAAGAAAGAGGCUGCAACAUUGGAAAAAAUAGAAGAAAAACCAGGAGAGCAUACAGCAGAGAAAGCAGCAGAGCAAACAGUAGAGAAAUCAACAGAGAAACCAGCAGAUAAACCGGCAGAGAAAGCAGCAGAGAAAUCCGCAAAGAAACCAGCCGAUCAAGCAGCACAAAAAUCACACGAACCGAUUCCAGAAAAAAUGGAUGUUGAAGCAGCCGCUGAGAAAGAGGCCAAAGAGGAGCUCAAUAAGGAAACUAAAAAGUAUAAAGUAGACGCUGAAUGUCAGACUGGCGCAGCAGCAGCAGCUCCGGCUAAGGUUGUAAAAGAAAAGAAAGAAGCGGGAGCUCAGACGGAUGAUGAUGAGGAACAACAGGGUGCUUGCGGUGGUGCACCCAAGGAAACAGCAAAGAAAUAAAGUACCUAUCAUAUCAGUGAUUAAUUUACAAAAAUAAUAAGUAAUCUAUAAUACCGAAAAAUGUUCUAAACAUAUUUGAAUAUUCCAAGAAUUGUUUAAAAUAUAAUUAGUGCGCGAUAAAAUAAAUUAGAA